Molecule: messenger RNA, 600 nt
Organism: Chara braunii
Lineage: Eukaryota; Viridiplantae; Streptophyta; Charophyceae; Charales; Characeae
Source: the annotation of a GenBank genome assembly
ACCCGACCUGAGGGACGACGGCGCCCGCACACCACCGAUGCGUCCAUGAGCAACUAUGGAGAACAUCACACGAGGAGUGUCCAACAUGCGGGCACACAGCGAUGGCGGCGAUAACGAUGGUGAUGCCAGUGACGAUGCAGACGAAGGAUUCAAGGAGGACGUGGAAGCAGGGGACGACGACGACGACAUUCCUAUUCGGCCUUUGGGGAAGACGGGUGGGAGGGGGAAAGGACGCGGCAGAGGUGCUCUUCGUGGUCGAUCCGUCGGCCGUGGCGGCAGAGGUGGCGCCAACGACGACGGCGGGAAGUCUGCAAUGUACUACUGGUCUCCAGAAGAACAAAUGGCCCUCGUGAGAUGCAAGCGGGAGCAGGAGAUGCACCUCGCCGGCCAAGGUCACAAUUACGGGCGGAUGCGCACGAAGGAGUGGAAGUGGGACGACAUUGCGAAACGCAUGGCGAUUGCGGGGAGGCCUAAAGACGCCAACAACUGCAUGAAGAAGUGGGACAAUCUCUUUCAAAACUACAAGAAGAUACAGAGGUUUCGGAAUGCCAGCGGCCACUGAGAUUUCUUCAGGCUAUCAAAUGAAGAAACGAAGGAGCA